This is a messenger RNA of Pogoniulus pusillus (Red-fronted tinkerbird), 1299 nucleotides long. It is a transcript of the gene HBEGF, whose product is annotated as heparin binding EGF like growth factor. Gene Ontology annotation, cellular component: plasma membrane. Lineage: Eukaryota; Metazoa; Chordata; Aves; Piciformes; Lybiidae. The record is from RefSeq and is a predicted model, not a curated record. The coding region runs from base 216 to 800 and encodes 194 amino acids. Gene Ontology annotation, molecular function: epidermal growth factor receptor binding; growth factor activity; heparin binding. The transcript has 6 exons. Gene Ontology annotation, biological process: epidermal growth factor receptor signaling pathway; positive regulation of cell population proliferation.
CUGUGUGGCACGGAGUUCAACUUAGGCCACCCCUGGCUCCUUGGAGACCUGCAGCUCCUCCUGAAGAGGUGUGGGGUGGGGACAGGAGGUGGCAGAAUGGAGGAAUCCCAGGGAGGGGUCAAGGCAUUGGGGGCUGGAGUCACCGCCUGGAUCCACUGGGGGGUGAUUCCCCCACAGAUACAAAAGGGGAGAUCCUGCCCCGAGCAAGGACCUUCAUGAUGGCAGUGUGCUCGGCGGCAGCGAGCAGUCUGGGCAGGGACGAGCGGCACAACGAGGUGCUGCGGAGGAGCGGCGGGGCGCCGGUCCCAGAUACGGCUCCGCUGCUCGGCCGCAGCCUGGAGAAGGAAGGUGGCGGAGCGGCCUCCGGGGACGACCUCAGCGAACUGCCGAGAGUCGCUUUCCUGUCGAAGCCUCAAGGCCUGGUUACUCCCAAGAAAAAAGGGAACGGGAAUAAAAGAAGAAAAGGCAAAGGGCUGGGGAAGAAGAGAGACCCGUGCCUGCGGAAGUACAAGGAUUUCUGUAUCCACGGGGAAUGCAAAUACAUCCGCGAGCUGCGGGCUCCCUCCUGCAUAUGCCAGCCAGGCUAUCAUGGCGAGAGGUGCCACGGCCUCUUGCUGCCUGUGGAGCACCCCCCCAGCGCCUACGACCACACCACGGUGCUGGCCGUGGUCGCUGUCAUCCUGUCUUCCCUGUGUCUUGUCAUCAUUGCAGCUCUGCUGAUGCUCAAGUGUCACAAGAGAGGUGUCUACGAUGUAGAAAACGAAGAGAAAAUCAAGCUGGGCAUCACUGUGAACCACUGAGGAUGCCAGGUGCUGGUGAGGGGCCAGCACUUACGCACUUCUACCUCCGUGAAGAAGUGAGAGCUGCGGAGCCAGUGGUGCCCUGCAGGCAGCUCAGUAGCCUCUUCUGGGCUGAAGCAGGCUUGGGCCAGGUGCUGGCCAGUCAGGUGGCUGCACAGACAGAGAGACACUCCAGAGACUAUCUGUGCCCUGCAGGGUGUGAGGGGCUCCCCAGCAGCUCUCUCUGCCCUGUGGUGCAUGCUGAGGAACAAACUGUGAAAGGAGAGGAGUCUGGGCUCGGGGCUUUCUUAGGUGCAGGAGGGGUGGGAGGGUAACAGUUAUUUAACAAGAUGUUUUUCCUUUUAAAUUAUAUAUUUAUUUUAGAUAAACUGUACAUAGUAUUUAUAUUUAUUGUAAAUCUGGCCCUGCAGCCUUCACGUAGGCUAAGGUGGCAGGGUCAGGCCUCCCUUAUUUUUUAAGUGCAAUGCAAUAUUCUAAUAAAUAACACCUUUGUUACAAA